Messenger RNA from Gossypium raimondii (Peruvian cotton), 1124 nucleotides. Its product is annotated as histone H2B. The record is from RefSeq and is a predicted model, not a curated record. The transcript is spliced from 3 exons. The coding region runs from base 87 to 953 and encodes 288 amino acids. Gene Ontology annotation, cellular component: nucleosome. NCBI's taxonomy places the organism in Eukaryota, Viridiplantae, Streptophyta, Magnoliopsida, Malvales, Malvaceae. Gene Ontology annotation, biological process: nucleosome assembly. Gene Ontology annotation, molecular function: structural constituent of chromatin; protein heterodimerization activity; DNA binding.
CCGCUCCAAAUAUCUGAUCCCACGAACUCUUCAAAUUCAGUUUUCAAAACUCUAUUUUCUCCUAAACCCCAAACGAACCCUAGGAAAUGGCACCAAAAGCCGAGAAAAAGCCAGCAGAGAAGAAACCAGCGGAGGAGAAGAAAACAGUAGCUGAGAAAGCUCCGGCGGAGAAGAAGCCAAAGGCCGGUAAAAAGCUACCGAAGGAAGGCGGAGCAGCUGCCGGAGACAAAAAGAAGAAGAGGACCAAGAAGAGUACCGAAACCUACAAGAUCUACAUCUUCAAGGUCCUUAAACAAGUUCAUCCAGAUAUCGGUAUCUCAAGCAAAGCUAUGGGCAUUAUGAACAGUUUCAUCAAUGACAUCUUUGAGAAACUUGCUCAAGAAGCUUCGAGACUCGCGAGGUACAACAAGAAACCUACCAUUACUUCUAGGGAAAUCCAGACUGCUGUUAGGCUUGUACUUCCCGGUGAGCUAGCGAAGCAUGCCGUUUCUGAAGGGACUAAAGCUGUGACUAAGUUUACUUCUGAAAAAAAGCCAGCCGAAAAGAAACCGGCGGAGGAGAAAAAGACCACCGUUGCCGAGAAGUCCCCGGCGGAGAAGAAACCGAAGGCCGGCAAGAAGCUUCCAAAAGAAGGCGGUGCCGCCGGUGAUAAGAAGAAGAAGAGGGCCAAGAAGAGUGUGGAGACUUAUAAGAUCUACAUCUUCAAGGUUCUUAAACAAGUUCACCCUGAUAUCGGGAUCUCAAGCAAGGCUAUGGGGAUAAUGAACAGUUUCAUUAACGAUAUCUUUGAGAAACUUGCUCAAGAAGCUUCGAGGCUCGCGAGGUACAACAAGAAGCCCACGAUUACUUCAAGGGAAAUUCAGACCGCCGUUAGGCUCGUUCUUCCCGGUGAACUUGCGAAACACGCCGUCUCUGAAGGUACCAAGGCGGUGACUAAGUUUACUAGCUCUUGAAUUUAAUGAAAUUUGGGGAUUUUAGGUUUAGCGUUUUUUAUGGAGGUUCCUUUUUGAAAUUCCGUUGAUGUAUGUAACUCCUUUUUACUUAUGGUUUUAAAAUUGUUGGAACAAUGAAAUGAAAGUGUAUCCUUUUGUCUAUGUUCAGGAAUCGAAAUGUUUCUUUGUUUA